AUGGCAGGAUUAAGUGCAGGGUAUGACUUAUCAGUCUCGACAUUUUCACCAGAUGGUAGACUAUAUCAAGUUGAAUAUAUUUAUAAAGCAAUAAAUAAUAACAACACUUCUAUAAGUUUAGAAUGUAAAGAUGGUGUUAUUAGCUGUUCUAUAAAUACAACAUUGGAAAAAAAUAAAAUGAUCAAAAAAAAUAGCUAUAACAGAAUAUAUUAUGUUAAUAAUAAUAUUAUAAUAACAUAUGCUGGUUUAGAUGGUGAUGCAAGAAAUAUAAUUGAUAGAAUAAAAAGUGAAGCUAACAGUUAUUUUUUAAAUUUCCAUACAAAUAUACCAUUACACAUUUUAGCAAAUAGAAUAUCUUUAUAUAUACAUGCCUAUACAUUAUAUUGGCAUUUAAGACCAUUUGCUUCCUCAAUAAUUAUAUCCUCUUAUGAUAAAAAUGAAAAGGGCGAAAUAUAUUGCAUCGAGCCAAGUGGUGCAUGCUACAAAUAUUACGGAGUAGUAAUCGGAAAAAACAAAGAAUUAUUUAAAACAGAAAUUGAAAAGAAAGAUUACAAACAUCUAAGUGUUAGAGAAGCCCUAGUAGACAUAUAUAAAUUUAUUUUAAGUAGCGAUGAUCAUUUAAAUAAAGACAAUAUUUCCCACCUAGUAAAUUUUUCAUGGAUAUGUGAAGAAUCAUCAUUUGAAUCACAAACUAUUGAUCAGGAAAUUUUAGAUAAUGCCUUAAAUCUUGCUGUAGAAUCAGUUAAUUAA
Plasmodium vinckei vinckei is the source of this 750-nucleotide messenger RNA. Its product is annotated as proteasome subunit alpha type-3, putative. The transcript has 2 exons. Gene Ontology annotation, biological process: ubiquitin-dependent protein catabolic process. NCBI's taxonomy places the organism in Eukaryota, Apicomplexa, Aconoidasida, Haemosporida, Plasmodiidae. The coding region runs from base 1 to 750 and encodes 249 amino acids. Gene Ontology annotation, cellular component: proteasome core complex; nucleus; proteasome core complex, alpha-subunit complex. The record is from RefSeq and is a predicted model, not a curated record.